AUGAAGAGCAACCAGCAGGUAUAUGGCUGUAUCCCAGAAAACCUACCGUCAUAUAAUGAUGCACACCAUGCAAAUGGCUAUUUUGUUAACAAUCAUGGAUAUCCAUAUGCAGAAUAUGAAGAUAUUGGAAUGGGAACAGCAAGACUAUUCUUCAAAUUCUUUUUUGGAGAAAAGGAUGUAACAAGAGAAAUGCCACAUCGUAAUCCAAAAUCAGAUUUUAAUCUUGGAAAUGGAAUAAGAGAUUGGUGGAUUGGCCAUGCAACUAACUUAAUCCAGAUCAAAGACAAGUUUAUCCUAACAGAUCCAAUUUUUGAGAAGUCUUGCUCCCCUUUGAAAAUUGGAAAUUCAAGGAAAACCCCUGCCGCAUGCAAGAUUGAGGAAUUACCUAAAAUAUCUUACGUGCUGAUCUCUCAUAGCCAUUAUGAUCACUUGAACAAAGGAUCAGUCAAGAAAAUCAAGUCCCUUUUCCCAGAAUGUCACUUUUUGGUUCCUCUUGGAGUUGGCAAAAUUUUAUCGAGUUGGGGAAUCAAAAAUUACACUGAGUUCGAUUGGAGAACACAUUUAACUAUCGAAGACAUCAACUUCACAUGCUUCCCAGCAAGACAUGGAAGCGCACGCUCAUUAUCCGAUUCAAACGUAGUUUUGUGGUGUUCAUGGUUAAUUGAAUAUGAAAAUGUGAAGAUUUACUUCACUGGAGAUACAGCUAUCGGCCCACAUUUUGCAGAAAUCAAGGAGACAAUCGGAAGAGGACCAGACCUUAUGAUUGCUGGUAUUGGACCAACAGCUCCAAGUGGAAUGAUGAGAACAGUUCAUAUGGAUGGAAAAGAUGCCUGGAAUAUGGCAAAGGACAUUGGAGCUGCUAAACUCACUCCAAUGCAUUAUGGAACAUUUCCUCUGGGAAUGAAGCCAGCUAAAACAGAUCUUGACAUCUUUAUGGAAAAUGCUGAACAUGGAAAGGAAUUAGUUAUCAACAUUGGUGGAAGAAUCGAUUGGAAUGGAACUGAAUUUGUUAAGGCUGAUUUGUAA
This is a messenger RNA of Trichomonas vaginalis G3, 1026 nucleotides long. Its product is annotated as N-acetylphosphatidylethanolamine-hydrolyzing phospholipas protein. NCBI's taxonomy places the organism in Eukaryota, Parabasalia, Trichomonadida, Trichomonadidae. The transcript has a single exon. Gene Ontology annotation, cellular component: cytoplasm. The coding region runs from base 1 to 1026 and encodes 341 amino acids. The record is from RefSeq and is a predicted model, not a curated record.